This is a messenger RNA of Symphalangus syndactylus (siamang), 4048 nucleotides long. RefSeq names its product nicalin (gene NCLN). The record is from RefSeq and is a predicted model, not a curated record. NCBI's taxonomy places the organism in Eukaryota, Metazoa, Chordata, Mammalia, Primates, Hylobatidae. Gene Ontology annotation, cellular component: membrane. Gene Ontology annotation, biological process: regulation of signal transduction.
GACACUUCCUUUUUUCUUUAUCCCCACCUUCCUUCCAGGUCGCAAGGUCACGUCCUGUUCCCACCUUUCGCCCCUCACUCCAGCUCCCCCAACGCCAAAGACAAGCUUAGGAAAGUGAUAUCGCGAAAUAGUUUUUUAAAGCAUUUUAUUGCAUUUUAUGACUUGGAGUUUAUGUGAGAUCUCAACGGUAUUAGCCGAACAGCCUGCCGCACCUUCCGGGAGUCCGAGAGUGAGCCUACAACUCCCACGGGGCUCCGCGAGCGCCGGACGGACUACAAUUCCCGACAGGCAGCGCGGCUGGCGGGGCGGUUCGCGGCGGUGCCCACAGGACCUCAGGGCGAGUGCGGGCUGCCCGGCGCGGCGCCCGCAGGACCCCGGCGGCUACCCAUGCCGAGGUGAGUCCGCGGGAGCCGCCGCCGCCGCCUUUCCGUCCCGUUUGCCGCCCCGCGCGGCCCCGCCGCCGGCCAGGAUGCUGGAGGAAGCGGGCGAGGUGCUGGAGAACAUGCUGAAGGCGUCUUGUCUGCCGCUUGGCUUCAUCGUCUUCCUGCCCGCCGUGCUGCUGCUGGUGGCGCCGCCGCUGCCCGCCGCCGACGCCGCGCACGAGUUCACGGUGUACCGCAUGCAGCAGUACGACCUGCAGGGCCAGCCCUACGGCACGCGGAAUGCAGUGCUGAACACGGAGGCGCGCACCAUGGCGGCGGAGGUGCUGAGCCGCCGCUGCGUUCUCAUGCGGCUACUGGACUUCUCCUACGAGCAGUACCAGAAGGCCCUGCGGCAGUCGGCGGGCGCCGUGGUCAUCAUCCUGCCCAGGGCCAUGGCCGCCGUGCCCCAGGACGUCGUCCGGCAAUUCAUGGAGAUUGAGCCCGAGAUGCUGGCCAUGGAGACCAUCGUCCCCGUGUACUUUGCCGUGGAGGACGAGGCCCUGCUUUCCAUCUACGAGCAGACCCAGGCCGCCUCCGCCUCCCAAGGCUCUGCUUCUGCUGCUGAAGUACUGCUACGCACUGCCACUGCCAAUGGCUUCCAGAUGGUCACCAGCGGGGUACAGAGCAAGGCCGUGAGUGACUGGCUGAUCGCCAGCGUGGAGGGGCGGCUGACGGGGCUGGGCGGAGAGGACCUUCCCACCAUCGUCAUCGUGGCCCAUUACGACGCCUUUGGAGUGGCCCCCUGGCUGUCGCUGGGCGCGGACUCCAAUGGGAGCGGCGUCUCCGUGCUGCUGGAGCUGGCACGCCUCUUCUCCCGGCUCUACACCUACAAGCGCACGCACGCCGCGUACAACCUCCUGUUCUUUGCUUCUGGAGGAGGCAAGUUUAACUACCAGGGAACCAAGCGCUGGCUGGAAGACAACCUGGACCACACAGACUCCAGCCUGCUUCAGGACAACGUGGCCUUCGUGCUGUGCCUGGACACCGUGGGCCGGGGCAGCAGCCUGCACCUGCACGUGUCCAAGCCGCCCCGGGAGGGCACCCUACAGCACGCCUUCCUGCGGGAGCUGGAGACGGUGGCCGCGCACCAAUUCCCCGAGGUACGGUUCUCCAUGGUGCACAAGCGGAUCAACCUGGCAGAGGACGUGCUGGCCUGGGAGCAUGAGCGCUUCGCCAUCCGCCGGCUGCCCGCCUUCACUCUGUCCCACCUGGAGAGCCACCGUGACGGCCAGCGCAGCAGCAUCAUGGACGUGCGGUCCCGGGUGGAUUCUAAGACCCUGACCCGUAACACGAGGAUCAUCGCGGAGGCCCUGACUCGAGUCAUCUACAAUCUGACUGAGAAGGGGACGCCCCCAGACAUGCCGGUGUUCACGGAGCAGAUGCAGAUCCAGCAGGAGCAGCUGGACUCGGUGAUGGACUGGCUCACCAACCAGCCCCGGGCCGCGCAGCUGGUGGACAAGGACAGCACCUUCCUGAGCACGCUGGAGCACCACCUGAGCCGCUACCUGAAGGACGUCAAGCAGCACCACGUGAAGGCCGACAAGCGGGACCCAGAGUUUGUCUUCUAUGACCAGCUGAAGCAAGUGAUGAAUGCGUACAGAGUCAAGCCAGCCGUCUUUGACCUGCUCCUGGCUGUUGGCAUUGCUGCCUACCUCGGCAUGGCCUACGUGGCUGUCCAGCACUUCAGCCUCCUCUACAAGACCGUCCAGAGGCUGCUCGUGAAGGCCAAGACACAGUGACACAGCCACCCCCACAGCCAGAGCCCCCGCCGCUCCCCAGUCCCUGGGGCCGAGCACGAGUGAGUGGACGCUGCCCCGCCCCGGGCGGCCCUUCGGGGACAGGGGCCCUCUCCCUCCCCGGCGGUGGUCGAAACACUGAAUUACAGAGCUUUUCUCUGUUGCUUUCCAAGACUGGGGGGGAUUCUUUCUUUUUUUCCUUGUCUUUGAACUUCCUUGGAGGAGAGCUUGGGAGAUGUCUCGGGGCCAGGCUACGGACUUGCGGACGAGGCCCCCAGUCCUGGGAGCCGGCCGCCCUCGGUCCGGUGUAAGCACACAUGCACGAUUAAAGAGGAGACGCCGGGACCCCCUGCCCGAUCGCGCGCAGCCUCCGCCCACCGCCACCUGCCGCAAGGGGCCUGGACUGCAGGCCCGCCCUGCUCCCCUCUCCACGUCUGUCCUCGGACGUCCCCUCCCGCUCCCCAAUGGUGGCGUGGACAUGGUUAUUUAUCUCUGCUCCCUCUUGCAUGGAGGAGGGCAGUGCCAGCCCUGGGGUUCCGGGAUUCCAGCCCCAGUGGAGCCGUUUGUCCCCCAUGUGGUCUCACUGACCUGUCCCCCCCACAGUGGGCUCGGGGAGCUGUACCACCCAGCCUUCCCCUUCUCCGACUGCAGGGUCUGACGUCAUAAUUGACAGCCUCUGCUUCGUGGGGGGCUGGCAGGGCCCUGCCUCCCCAACCCCCGACCCACUGCACACCCCUGUUCCCUCACGCUCCUCUCCUCCCAGCCCAUCCCUCCAGCCCCUGUGCCUCCGUGGCCCCAGCCCGGCUCCCAGGGCCCUCACCUGCUUGGCCCUGGCCCAGCUGCCUGCCCUGAGUCCUGAGCCAGUGCCUGGCGUUUCCUGGGCUCGGUACUGGGCCCCCAGGCCAUCCAGGCUUUGCCACGGCCAGUCGGUCCUCCCUGGGGAGCUGGGUGCAGGUGGAGGACUGGGAGGCAGGAGGUGGCCCGGUGAGGCCUUGAGGCUCCUCCCCUCACUCCCCGCCCUGGGCCUCAGCUUCCUCAUCUGUAGAAAGGAUGUGUUUGGGGUGGGGGCGUCAGGUGAGAACAUUUGCUGGGAAGGAGACGACUUGGGGCAUGGCCUCUGGGGCCACCCUUCCUGGAACUCGGAGAGAAAGGUCCGGGCCCCUGGGAAGCCUUGGACAGAACCCUCCACCCCGCAGACCAGGCGCCGUGUGGGAGUGUGGGAGGGAAGGAGGCCCGCAUUGAGCUCAGGGAGACCCCGGUGUGUCCGUUCUUUAGCAAUAUAACCUACCCAGUGUGUGCCGAGCAGGCUUGGUGGGGAAGGGACUUGAGCUGGGCAAGUCCUGGCCUGGCACCCACAGCCGUCUCCCUUCCGUGGCCCAGGGAGGUGUUUGCUGUCCGAGGGACCUGGGCCGGCCCAUGGGAGCCUGGGGUUCUGUCCAGAUAGGACCAGGGGGUCUCACUUUGGCCACCAGUUCUUCGGCCAGCACCUCUGCCCUCCAGAACCUGCAGCCUGGAGGGGUGAGGGGACAACCACCCCUCUUUCCUCCAGGUUGGCAGGGGACCCUCUUCUCCCCAGUCUGCCCUGUGGGUUGCCCUCCUCCUCCACAGACUUGCCCAAGGGCCCAUCACCGCUGGCCUCUGGGCACUUGUGCUGAGACUCUGGGACCCAAGCAGCUGCCACCUUGUCACCAUGAGAGAAUUUGGGGAGUGCUUGCGUGCUAGCCAGCAGGCUCCUGUCUGGGUGCCACCGGGCCAGCGUUUCGGAGGGAGCUUCCUUCCUUCCUUCCUGGACAGGUCAUCAGGAUGGAUCACUGACUGACCGUCUGGGGCUCAGGCUGGUGUGGGAUGCAGCCGCCGAUGAGAAAAUAAAGCCAUAAUGAAUGAUCGCCA